GAAUCAUAAAAGAUGACAGAUUCGAAAUUAGAAGAAGCUUCAAAAUCAAAGAAGAGCUGAAAAUGGUGAAGAAGAACUUACUUGGUAGGGUUCUUGAUGAAGAAGAUGGAGCGGAGAAGGAGAAGCAAGGAGCUAUUGAAGGAUCGAUUACGAAAGAAAUCGCCAUUGUUGGAGUUUUGGAUUUGGUACCAAUCUGGAGAUAUGCAUUGACUGCUGAGUUUCUUAUGCGACCAGCAGCAUUUCAUGCCAUUGAUAAGCCAUUUGGUGAAGCUCCCUGGCUACGUUUGAAGUUAGCGUUGCUGCUCACAUAUGGAUCACUUCCCAGGCCUCCAGAAUUGACCACAAUAUAUAAAUGUGUUCCUCAAGAUGAGCAGUUUCGGCUAGAAAUAGUGCAGCAACUUAUUGAUUUAGAAUCAGAUGAAUAUUGCUGUGCGUUUCUGUUGAUGCUGAGUUUUGGAGAAUUGCGAUUAAUAGCUCCUUAUACAGCUGGUUACUUUGUGGCAUUGAUGGUCUCUGUUGCAGAGAGCUUGGUUCAGUCCGAUAAACCACACAUUUUGAGUGAUGUGUUGUGUGAUGCUUCAUCAGAGAACGAGUUAUGGAAAAAGACAAGCAUAUUGCUUGCAGUCAUGUUUCAUGGGAAAUCAAAAGUUGCAGCAGCUCUUAUCACCAACGAUGAUUUUGCUCUUUCACUACAUGACGAUGGUAGCAUUGUUGAACAAGAGCAUGUGGAUACUUCUGGUCGUUUAAGCUCAUCCGAUUUUGGAUCACUAACAAGACCACCAGAAGCUGAUUGUGUUUUCAGUUUCAAAACGCCAAGAUAUAAUUCCGAUAAUUGGGAAUCCGAUGGAGACUGUGUUAGACACGAUAUUGAACCAUCAAAGGGAAAGCUCUCUCCCAAAAGGAGAAAUUCUACUUCGAUUGUGCAUCGAUGUGAAGCACAAGGGUUCGAUGGAGACGGUGUUAGCCCUACAGGAGUGAAGACUUUGGGAGCUUUGUUACGAGAGAAGGAUUUAGCGUGUUCUAAUCAUCAUGAUGCGGAAUUCAACAAAGCAGUUUUCGAGAAUCGAGACUACAUGUGGACUCUUGCUUCGCCAAUUGCAGAGCAAAAGAUUGGAAGAGGUAGAAUGUUUGCUGAAAACACUGAACUCGUUGUAUUCGCCUAUUCGGUUCUUGAGGUCAAGUUACAGCGAAUGCAGAAGGCUGAGGAUGAAGUCAUUAGGCUUAGCAAGCUCCAAAUAACUAGGAUCAAAGAGGUGAUACUAAGGAAGAAGCUUGAGCUUGAGGAAAUAUCAAGGAAGAUGCACAUGGCCACCCAAGUUCUUAAAUCAGAAAACUUUUCAGUUGAAGCUAUAGAAUCUGAGCAAAUUGAUUCCGAGAUUGCAAAGGUCAAAGAAGAAGCUUCAAGCUUCAAGAGGAAGAUUCUUGAAAAAGUGGAGAAAUGGAUGUCAGCUUGUGAAGAAGAAUCUUCGCUCGGAAGUACAAUCGGAGGAGCUCAUCUUACAUUGAAGCGUGCGGAAAAAGCCCGUGGAUCUCAACGCUAUCACCGGCGGGUUCUGUCGACGGCGGCGAAGGAGAUUACGAAAGAAGAGGAUAGCGAAGAGAGGGACAAUGGAAAGCAAGUAGUUUCGACUUUCGAUGGCUUUAGAAGAAUAAUGGAGUCGCGGCUGAGGGAGGAUGAACAAGAUAGAAAAUCAGAGUUUGAGCAGCAAGACAUCAACCUUGGUGCCGAAGAUGAACCUGUGGCAAUUUCUCCGGCAAUUGUAGCUCAAGCAGCGGCAGAGAACCGAUUUAUCCUCAUGGGUCGACCGGUGAUGCCGAGAAGACAGAAUUUGCGUUCGAUUGUGGCUUCUAUGCCCAGAAUGUGGGGUCAAUCGGGACUUGUUCACGGAAGAAUUGUCCCAGGAAAUCAAUUUCAGUUCAUUUUCCCUAUUAAAGAAUCAUUGGAAACGGUGAUGCGUCGAGGUCCUUGGGCGUUCAAUGAUCGUAUGUUAAUCCUCCGAAGAUGGACUCCUCUCAUGAAUCCCCCACAAAUCAACUUCAUACCAUUUUGGAUUCAAAUCAGAGGAAUUCCUUUUCAAUUCCUCAGCCGUCAAGUGAUUGAAGAAGUGGGUCAGGCUCUUGGAGAUGUUGCGGAUGUUGACUUUGAUGGUGAAGCAGCGGCUAGAAUCGAGUUUGUUCUUGUGCAAGUCGACUGGAACGUUGAAAAUCCUCUCCGAUUUCAACGUAAUGUCCAGUUUCAGGCAGGAAUCAACACUCUUCUGCGAUUCCACUAUGAACGUUUAAGAGGCUUUUGCGAACUCUGUGGGAUGCUCACACAUGAUUCAGGAGCCUGUCUUAUUCAGAAUGGUGGAGGAGACAAUAACUCUGAUGGGGAUGACGAUGAAGAUCUACCAGAUGCGGGAAUUCAGAACCAGGGAAUUCUCUCAGAUUCAGGAGCCUGUCUUAUUCAGAAUGGUGGAGGAGACAAUCUCAUCAUACGUGAAAUUGCCGAUGAUGAAGAGAAUGGUGAUCCAGAGGAGAUUGUACCAGAAGUUGAUGUUCAAGAGGAAGCAGAGGAGAAUGAGACUGUUGAAGACAUUGACCCUCUGCACAAUUCUCUGGCCUCAGAGAUGGACAACAAUGAGCUCUUUAACCCCAUUCCAAUCUUUGAGAAUGCAGGUGAUAUCCCCGGAAGUGAAAGCUACCAACGAUACUCCAUUAACAUCCACCCUCGUGAAGAAAUCAUGGAACAGAGUAUGCUUUACAGAGAGAUGAUGGCCAUUGAAAGAGGAAAACGUAAGAGAGAAGAUGUCUUGGAUCAAACAGAGGAGAAUGACACGAAGAUGGUGAUUCGUGAGAAAGGUGAAAGCAGCAGCUUCUCGGACAGGAGCGACCAGUGCAGAGGCGCGGUGGGCCCGAAACCACCACAUCCGCCAUGAUCACAGCCUGCUGGAACUGUCAAGUGUUCUAAUCUUAUAAAUUGUCAUGUUGAAA
This is a messenger RNA of Arabidopsis arenosa, 2973 nucleotides long. Lineage: Eukaryota; Viridiplantae; Streptophyta; Magnoliopsida; Brassicales; Brassicaceae. The record is from the annotation of a GenBank genome assembly.